CGGAUCCACCCCUUCCCGGUUCGGACCAGAGGAGCUCCCAGCCCGGCACCCACGGGACAGAGACGGAGACCCAACCGAGCCCCCAGUGCCGCCCUCCUCGGGGAUCGCUCGACUAAUGGGGCCGGAGGGAGCUGCGUAGCCCAGCCCCUCCUCGGCGGGGAGGAGGAGAGGAACAACGCACACGAAAAAAAAAUAAAAAAUAAAAUAAAUAAAACCAUUCCGGAGCGGAGGAGGAGACGCCCUCUGCUCGGGCUCGCCCACUCCCGGCGUGGCAGCCAGCACCGAGCGGAACGCGCCCCGAGGCGGCCCGGUCCCUGCAGGAGGAGGAGGUGGAGGUCCGGGACCGGGACCAGGACCGGGACGAUGCUGUCGGGGCUGGGGCGGGCGGUGCGGAGCGGCUGGCCCCCGGGCAAGCGGCGGCCCCCGGUGCUGUUCGGCGUGUGGGACGGCUCCUCGCUGCCCUCAGUACCUCCGGGGCUGGGCAGGGUGAGAUGGAGCCAGGGGCUAGCAGGACCUCACAGCACACUGGAGACAUCUGAUGGAGUAACUAUUAAUUACAGACAUGGUCUCCCUGUGAUAACUCUCACACUGCCCACAAGAAGUGAACGCUGUAUUUUCACUGUGAAGCCCAUGGUGACCACUGUUGGGGCAUUCCUGAAGGACCUGCAGAGAGAAGAUAAAGGAAUCCAGAGGGCAGAAGUCUUUGCACCAGAUGGCAGCAAAGUCUCUGAUGCAACCUUGAUGGAGGUUUUAUUGAUGAAUGACUUCAAACUUGCUAUUAACAACACAGCACAUCUUGUGUCACCUCCUGCCAAAGAUAAGCUGAGUAGUGAGCAUGCUACAGAAAUGGAAGAUAUCAAAUCCUUGGUUCACAGGCUGUAUGUGGCUCUCCAUUUAGAAGAUCACCAGAUCAGGAAGGAGAGAGAACUACUAGAGAAACUGGAUCAUCUGAAAGAAGAGCUGCUGCCUCUGGAACAGAUGAAAGCUGGAAUCACAGCCAGUGCAGAUGCAAAGACCUCCAGGCUGCUGUGGGUUGGUUUGGCAUUGCUGUCAGCCCAAGGAGGAGCUUUGGCUUGGCUCACGUGGUGGGUCUACUCGUGGGACAUCAUGGAGCCCAUCACCUACUUCAUCACUUAUGGGAGUGCCAUGGCCUUCUAUGCCUAUUUUGUUCUUACCAAACAGGACUACCUUUACCUCGAUGCUAAAGACAGGCAGUUCCUCCACUACUUCUAUAAGAAAUCCAAAAAGCAGCAUUUUGAUGUGGAACAAUACAACAAGCUCAAAGAAGACGUAGCAGAGGUAGAAGAAUCACUGAGGCGCCUGCGCCAGUCUCUGCACCUGAGGCUUCCAGUCCAGGAAAUCAGUGCCAAGGACUGACUUUGGUUUUGUAUAUCUGAGAAUAUUUACCUUUCCUCUAGAGAAACUGGAUAUUUUUUACCACUUUAGUUUUGAAAGUUGC
Molecule: messenger RNA, 1459 nt
Organism: Calypte anna (Anna's hummingbird)
Lineage: Eukaryota; Metazoa; Chordata; Aves; Apodiformes; Trochilidae
Gene: MCUB
Product: mitochondrial calcium uniporter dominant negative beta subunit
Exons: 8
Coding region: 364-1377 (337 amino acids)
Biological process (GO): calcium import into the mitochondrion; mitochondrial calcium ion homeostasis
Cellular component (GO): uniplex complex; mitochondrial inner membrane
Molecular function (GO): calcium channel inhibitor activity
Source: RefSeq, a predicted model, not a curated record